UCUAUUGCAGUUCCCACCCUUUUUAAAAAAAUUAGCACUGUUAAUUCUAGUUUAAAAUAAAUUGUUAGUAUAUCAGCUGAAACUUAUCACUUUCUUGUCAAUUUCACUGAUAAAAUUUGAAAUGUUUGGAUAGUAAGAAUGAAUACAUAUAAUUCAUUAUCCAUAUUACUUGCUUAAGAAAAUUAAUAUGAAUAGUUUUGCUCACAAUUUUAAGAAUGAAUAUAAAGACAAUGAAAGUUGUCGUUCAAACAUCAAAGCUUACUAGAAGAUUUAUGCGAACUACUCCUAUUAGAACUAUAAUUUUUUUUCAAGGUUUUCAACUUCAUUCUGUAAAAGAAAUUAAAUGUAAUAGUUGUCAUAUUGAAAACUAUAUUCAAUUUUUUAAUAGAAAAGAAAAUAUUCAUUUCAUUAUCAAACGAUUUUUAAAUGUUAGUAAAUAUAGUUUUUCUAAAAAUUAUUAUGAAGUUCUUGGUAUUCCCAAAACUGCUAGUCAAAAAGAAAUAAAAAAUGCCUACUAUAAAUUAGCUAUGAUUCAUCAUCCUGAUAAAAAUGGUGGUAUUUCUACAGCAAAGUUCAGGGAAAUUAAAGAAGCGUAUGAUUUUCUGAGUGUUGAAUCCAACCGAAUGAAGUAUAAUAAUGAUUUCCAUAACUAUACAAAUCCUUCCAACAGUUAUUCAAAUUCUUCAAGCAAUUGGAAUACUAACUCUUCAACUGGCCGAUAUACGUCAAGUGGUUUUAAAAAAAAAUCUAGUUUUUAUGAUUACAAUUAUAGUUAUAACUAUAAAAAUUUAAAACCUUAUAAUGUUUACAUAAAUAUAAUUAUAGUCCCUAAACGUGUUAUUAAAACUCAAGUUGACAUAAUGCUUUUAACUUUUGUUAGAAAUCGUAUACUUAAAUCAAUCCUUUUCUUUAUUUUUGAAACAUUAUGGAAUCAAGUUCUAAAAAAUAUCAAUUUUAACAUAUUAAUACCCAAUAAUAUCGAUGACAAUAUUUUUGUAUCUUUUCUUAGUAAUUUAUUAGGUUAUGAGAAGGUUUGUAUUAAUUUAACUGAAUCUGAAGCAAUUAUGGGUAAAGCUGUUAGAAUCAAGGUACGUGAAGAUCAACAAGUAUUAGUAGUUAGCAUCCCAAAAAAUGUUAGAAAAGACCAGUCAUUUAUUUUAUUUUGUCUAAACGAUGAAAUUAAAAAUACAGAAUUUAAAACUUAAAAAUUUCAUGUUUAUAUUUUGUUAAUAAAAUUUUGUUGUUUUAUGA
Daktulosphaira vitifoliae (grape phylloxera) is the source of this 1251-nucleotide messenger RNA. RefSeq lists its product as uncharacterized. NCBI's taxonomy places the organism in Eukaryota, Metazoa, Arthropoda, Insecta, Hemiptera, Phylloxeridae. The transcript has 4 exons. The record is from RefSeq and is a predicted model, not a curated record. Bases 216 to 1205 code for a protein of 329 amino acids.